AUGCAGAAAAAAGGCUUUAAUGGGCACAGAGUUGAACGAGGCAAAGGAGGUCAAUUGAUUUGGACUUGGAAUGAUCCUAGUGAACAACUAGUUGAGCAUGACGUACGUGAGAUUCGUACUGGGAAAAGCAUUAAAAAGAUGUUUUGGGCCGCAUUUCGAUAUAAUAUGCGUACAAGCUUAGUUCCAUUAACCUCGGAUGGAUCAUCUCGUGGAGGUAUCACUGCGACAGUUAUACGCCAAACUUAUAUGAACCAGCUUCCAGAGUUACUUGAAAAUGGAGAUAUCUUUAUGCAAGAUAAUGCGCCUGUUCAUACAGCUCAUAUUAUUCGUGACUUGCUUCGAGAAAUGCAAGUUGAAGUGAUGAUUUGGCCACCAUAUUCGCCGGAUUUAAAUCCUAUCGAGAGUCUUUGGGCAAUUAUGAAAACAAUCAUCCGUCAAGAUCAUCCUGAGCUAGAAAAUGCACCGGAUAAUGAUACUACAUUAUACGCCUUAAUACAAGCAGGCAUAGAGGCAUGGGAAUCGAUUCAGGAGCGCGUACUUCGAAAUUUGAGCGACUCUAUGCCUCAUAGAGUACAGGCCGUACUGAACGCAGAUGGCUGGUAUACAAAAUAUUAG
This is a messenger RNA of Talaromyces marneffei, 615 nucleotides long. RefSeq lists its product as uncharacterized. The record is from RefSeq and is a predicted model, not a curated record. Gene Ontology annotation, molecular function: nucleic acid binding. The transcript has 2 exons. NCBI's taxonomy places the organism in Eukaryota, Fungi, Ascomycota, Eurotiomycetes, Eurotiales, Trichocomaceae. The coding region runs from base 1 to 615 and encodes 204 amino acids.